This is a messenger RNA of Trichoderma virens Gv29-8, 1317 nucleotides long. RefSeq lists its product as uncharacterized. Gene Ontology annotation, biological process: siderophore biosynthetic process. Lineage: Eukaryota; Fungi; Ascomycota; Sordariomycetes; Hypocreales; Hypocreaceae. The record is from RefSeq and is a predicted model, not a curated record. The coding region runs from base 1 to 1317 and encodes 438 amino acids. The transcript has 2 exons.
AUGACCAAUUAUCCUCCUAUAAAGCUGCCGCAUCCGUUCUUAACAACAUACCGGGUACGCUCAGUUGGCGAUACAGCACCAACCAGGCUUGCCUUGGUACUAGAUAAUGAGCCCAGAAAUGGCAAACCGCUGUUGCAACCGCUGCAUCUCGCUACUCUCUCGUGGUUAGACUUGACGAGAAUACCCGACGAUCAGUGCCCACCUACGUCCGACAACAGCCCAUGGGCCAGGGCGCGUCGAAGCCCGGCGACUACCUUCCAGUGGGAAGGUGAUACAGUUCCCACUCUGGGCCAGAUUUGGAACGUGAUCCACGCAAUAUUUCUGGCCUAUCCGACAUUCGAAUGCUUCAGGCUCGUCUUGUUGGGAGAGGGAAAAGAAGUGGUGUCGAGGGAGCUGACUUACACCGGCCUUGGAAUAGAACACCCGAAGCCACGGAUCGGCGUACAAGGUGACAAUACGUCUUUGGCCGAGCUGGUGAUUCUUCGGAGUGCAUUCUGGCAAGGCGCAGGCUCUCCGACAGGCCCUCGACCAAUCUGGGUUGUAGGAGACCGUACUGACGAUUCCUUGAGAAUCAACUUGGCCCAAUACCCGCCAAUGCCUGAGCACUACCAAAUCACGAAUAAGUUCCCAAGUGAGCCAGUAUAUACUCGGCAUCCGGCACGUCGACCAAAGCCGUGUCCGGGUUCGAUAGUAUAUAGUCGGUACAUACCAGAGAUCGAUGUCCAUUUCUCUCUUGAAGCUGUCGAUUGGCAGGAUGAUGAACAUUUGAAGCUUUUCAACACAUGGCAGAAUGACCCCCGAGUUGCCAUGGGAUGGAAUGAAACGGGGACACUGGAGCAGCACCGAGAAUACCUACGCAAAUUGCACUUUGACCCUCACGUCCUUUGCUUAUUCGGCCGCUUCGACGAGUCUCGCUUCGCUUACUACGAGUUGUAUUGGGCAAAAGAGGAUCACUACGGCGCCCAUUACAAUGCAGGGGAUUAUGAUCGAGGAAGACACUCCCUUGUUGGUGAUGCUUCAUUCCGCGGCGCCCAGCGUGUCAAUGCCUGGUAUUCCAGUUGCAUUCAUUACUGCUUUUUAGAUGAUCCACGAACCGAAAACGUUGUUGGAGAACCCAAAGCAACUGGCUCGACAAUCUUAUCUUACGAAAACUCCCAGGGUCUCACUAUUGGUAAAUACGUCGAUCUUGGCCACAAACGAUCGGUGCACUCUAUAUGCAGUAGGGAGAAGUGGUUCCAGCUAUCUCCGCUCUUCUGGGACGGACGUGAGCGGCCACUUGAAUCCGCUGAUCGUGCUGCGUGGAAUGCCAAGCUCUGA